AUGAUGGGACCCCCGCGGAAAAUGCCGUCCCGGUCUUCGGCGUCUAAGAUUCUUUGCUCUGACAAGGCCGAGCGGAGCUCUAGCGCACCGCCUAGUUAGUUCUCAUGACUGUAUAAAGCUUCCCUAACUAACUUACGACUUGAGAUUGCUAAUUAGUCAAAACAUAACGAUUCGAAUAAUGCAUUCGACUUGCCUUUUUUUAAUGUUGAAAUUAUUGCAGAAAGCUUUCAAAGAACUUGUUGUGGCCAGUCUAUGGAAACUCGACAACAACUUCCAAUAAAGCAGUUUGAUAUCCAAGAAAUUCUUUUUUAACUCGUUUUCCUUCAGAAAGAACGUUCGGAGCAUCAGAUUACCAUCUGGAAAAAAAAGCGUAUUGGAAAAUAUCGAUUGACAACUGGAAGAAUUGGAUUGAGGUUUCAAAGAUUUUAUUUUCGAAAAAUUUUACAAUGAGGAAUAAAAGGCAUGACCUUAUUAACACUGAAUUAAAGCCAGAAAAAUCUUGAUCCGAUAUCAUAGGCAAAGUCGGAAAGGGUUGAAAAAAGAUCCAUAGAAAUGUUUCUUUUAGGGUGACAAAGGCUCAUUUUUUGCUGUCUUUUUGCUCCAUUCAUCCGCUCUUUUGUGCACCACCCAUAACGGAGGCUCAAAGGGCCCGUAUAGUCUGUUCAGAUUUGAAUGUCAAGUCGUCGCUCAAGCUCCGCCCAUUAUGGUGCAAUGAACCAAUCAGAUCGAGCCAUCCACAGAGUGUUUUUGAAUGACGUCAUUGCACUUUACAUUAAAAAUCUGAACAGACUAUAAAGGGUCCUUCCGACUUUUCCUAUGAAGAUAUAUAAACAUUUAAAAAAAAUGUGGUUGUUAGAAAGUCUCGCGCCAGACUCGGCUGUUUUAUUUAGUUUUUACAAAUUUUAAUAGCAAUCGUGAUAAAUAAUCCAUCAUGAUUUGAGGCCGCAGACAUUCUGGCGACGGAAAAAAUAAUUUAACUCCAAAAGAAGCUAUUUUUGAUUCAAAUUUUGUAUUUAUAUCCUCUUUACUGCAUUUUAAAGUCGUUCAGUUUUGAAAAUUCAGUAAACCGCGUUGUCAAGAAAUCCGACAAUCAAAGUCGCACCAUCGUCUUCAAGUUCUUGGCGGACGGAGUUCGAUCAACUCCGAUGCCGGCUAAACAAUACCAGGUUCCAGCCCAAUGCUCUUAA
This is a messenger RNA of Caenorhabditis auriculariae, 1187 nucleotides long. NCBI's taxonomy places the organism in Eukaryota, Metazoa, Nematoda, Chromadorea, Rhabditida, Rhabditidae. The record is from the annotation of a GenBank genome assembly.